Molecule: messenger RNA, 1921 nt
Organism: Pangasianodon hypophthalmus (striped catfish)
Lineage: Eukaryota; Metazoa; Chordata; Actinopteri; Siluriformes; Pangasiidae
Gene: gfi1aa
Product: growth factor independent 1A transcription repressor a
Exons: 7
Coding region: 91-1272 (393 amino acids)
Biological process (GO): regulation of transcription by RNA polymerase II
Cellular component (GO): nucleus
Molecular function (GO): RNA polymerase II cis-regulatory region sequence-specific DNA binding; DNA-binding transcription factor activity, RNA polymerase II-specific
Source: RefSeq, a predicted model, not a curated record
GGUAUUUAAAGCGCGCGCAGCAGCAGCAACACGUUCAGACCAGGACACCGCGCGCGCAGAGGCAACAGACCCUCGACCCUGAGAGCAAACAUGCCGAGGUCAUUUUUAGUGAAGAGCAAACGUGCUCACAGCUACCACCAACCUCGCAGCCUGGAGGAUGACUACAUCCGACUUGACGCUCUACUGACACACACCUACACAGAGCUCCAGGCCGAGUCUGACUGCUGUGAGGACGUGAAUAAAAGUGCAGGUCGAUGCUCACCUGAGGGCAGCGCGGUGUGUACGGCCGAACAUAAAGCUCAACACUCUCCGCUCAGCUGUGAGGGAAGUGUGUGUGAUCCUCCAGCCGAGUACGAGGACGCUGUGUGGAGACCCAGAUCGCCGUCUUCUUCUCCAGAUGUGGAUGAAUAUCCCUUAUCGUCACCGGAUGAUAUCCAACCUUUCGACCUGACCUUCCGCCCCUGUGCCUGGACACAUAGCCGCUCGGAGCUCAGGCGCCUGGUUAGACCGUUUCAGCGGAGUCACGUGACACGUGAGACGCCAUCGAUCGGCGUUUACGGCUCCACAGAGAGGCUCGCCGAGGCCUUUUUCUCCAAUCAGUCCCCGUUCAGAGGAUUUUCUCAGGAGGAGUACAGCUCACUGGCUACAGAUCUGCUGAAGAGCCGCACACGAGGAUAUUACGCCGAUUUCAAGCCCAUCCCUGAGAACGCUGAGAUCAAAUCGCAUUCUGAUGUCUUGUGCACACGACUGCAAAUUAACGGCUCUUACAAGUGUGUCAAGUGCACUAAGGUGUUUUCUACGCCUCAUGGCUUAGAGGUCCACGCCCGGCGCUCACACAGCGGCACGAGGCCUUUCGCCUGUGAGCUGUGCGGGAAAACGUUCGGUCACGCCGUCAGUCUGGAACAACACAAAGUCGUCCACUCGCAAGAGAGGAUUUUUAGCUGCAAAAUCUGCGGAAAAAGCUUCAAGAGGUCGUCUACUCUGUCCACACACCUGCUGAUCCACUCGGACACGCGGCCGUACCCCUGCCAAUACUGCGGCAAGAGAUUCCACCAGAAAUCCGACAUGAAGAAACACACGUUCAUCCACACAGGAGAAAAGCCGCACAAAUGCCAAGUGUGUGGAAAAGCGUUCAGUCAGAGCUCUAACCUUAUCACACACAGCCGGAAACACACCGGCUUCAAGCCGUUCGGCUGCGACUCGUGCGGCAAAGGCUUCCAGCGCAAAGUGGACUUGAGGAGACACCGAGAAACGCAGCACGGCCUGAAAUAAGAGACGCUUCCUUUUAAAAUCAGAAUAUAAUUCAUAUUCUUUAUAUAAAAACACUAUAAAGAGCAUCAGUUAAUACUAAACAGACUUUCUUUAUUGACUUUUAUUAUUAACUAAACUUUAUGCGAAUUUACGGUUAUUUAUAAAAUCUUGUGUUUGAAUGUUUACUUUUAGGUCCAUGUGGACAUUUUUUUAAUUCCGUUUGUGGAUAAAUAAAAGUUUUUCCUGAAUUCCCGCUCCUUUAUUUUUACACUGUUUACACGCUCAAAAAACUUGAUGGUGUUAAAAUGUGGAGUUAAAGCAGGAAACAGUAAAAAGUGUGUUUGUGAAACACUGGUCUAGCUUUAUGUAUUUAUUACCAGUGAGGUAAGAGGAACCUCGACCUUUCACAGCUGCUUAUAAAGCAAACUUUCUCAUACGAUUUGUUAUCUGUGAGCAGAAAGUUCCGGAGUUUGGUUCACAAUUCUGCAGAACAGAUUUAGUCAUUUCCUACACACACCAUACUGAGCACUAGCUUCUCUUUUUCACCUUCUUUCUCUCGUUGUUUGUUUAAUUAAAACAAUUUCACAGAUUUUUCUGAAAAAAGAACCAGAGGUCUUGAUUUUGUCUGCUAGUUUCAGUAAUAAAUUGUUCUGCCUUUCUUAAAGUUGCC